AUUAUUUGUGUGUACAUGCAAAAUGAAAUGAGGUAUGCACAGUUAAUAAUGGGCCCUGCUGGCUCAGGAAAGUCAACAUAUUGCAAAUACAUGCAUGAACAUUGUGAGACUUUAAGACGGGAAGUGAAUGUCAUCAAUUUAGAUCCUGCAGCUGAAAACUUUUCAUAUCCUUUGUAUGCUGAUGUAAGAGAAUUGGUAGAUGUUAAUGAUGUGAUGGAGGCAGAAGAUUUGAAGUUAGGGCCAAAUGGAGGAUUGGUCUUUUGCAUGGAGUAUUUGAUGCAAAAUUUAGAUUGGCUAAAUGAACAAUUAGGUGAGGGUGAAGAUGACUACUUUAUUUUUGAUUGUCCUGGCCAAAUUGAGUUAUAUACUCAUAUACCUAUAAUGAGACAACUUGUUCAAUCUUUACAGCAACAUGAUUUUCGCAUAUGUGGUGUAUUUAUUGUUGAUGCACAGUUUCUUGUGGAUGCCUCAAAGUUUUUCUCUGGUGUUAUGGCAGCAUUGAGUGCUAUGAUUCAAUUAGAAAUACCUCAUAUUAAUGUUAUGUCAAAAAUGGAUCUUCUUGAUAAGGAAAGUAUAAAUAUUGUUGAAAAUUAUUUAAAUCCUGAUGCAGGUUUACUCCUUCAUGAUUUGAAUUCAGCGCUACCUAUAAAAUUUAAAAAAUUGAACAAAGCAAUUGCUUCCCUAAUAGAUGAUUAUAGCUUGGUGAGUUUUGUUCCAAUGAACAUUAAAGAAGAAGACUCAAUUAAUGAUAUACUAGCAUAUAUUGACAAUGCCAUACAAUAUGGAGAAGAUUUAGAACCAAGGAUGCCUCAAGAUGAGGAAGAUGCUGAUUCUGGAUUUGGGGUUUAGUGCAAUUGAAUCUGCUAAGUGUAUAUUUAUUUGUUCUUUUUAAACCAGAAUAAAACUUUUAUUGAUAUUA
Molecule: messenger RNA, 919 nt
Organism: Hydra vulgaris (swiftwater hydra)
Lineage: Eukaryota; Metazoa; Cnidaria; Hydrozoa; Anthoathecata; Hydridae
Product: GPN-loop GTPase 3
Molecular function (GO): GTPase activity
Source: RefSeq, a predicted model, not a curated record